Schizosaccharomyces osmophilus is the source of this 447-nucleotide messenger RNA. RefSeq names its product histone lysine H3-K37 methyltransferase Set7 (gene set7). Lineage: Eukaryota; Fungi; Ascomycota; Schizosaccharomycetes; Schizosaccharomycetales; Schizosaccharomycetaceae. Bases 1 to 447 code for a protein of 148 amino acids. The record is from RefSeq and is a predicted model, not a curated record. The transcript has 2 exons. Gene Ontology annotation, molecular function: protein binding; histone H3K37 methyltransferase activity.
AUGAAGACAGUUUCGCUUUUUGACCGUCCAGUAGAGAUUCGAGAUACUGAAGCAAAAGGUCGAGGUGUGUUUGCCUUAGAACCCUUACCUGCUCAUACCUGUAUUGAGGUUAGCCCGGUUUUGUUAUUUGAAAAGGAUCAAUAUGCUAACCAUGGACAAUACACUAUUUUAAAUGAGUAUACUUAUGUUUGGUCAAACGGCAGACAGGGAUUAGCCCUUGGGUUGGGUAGCAUGUUUAAUCAUGAUCGGUGUCCUAAUGUUUACUGGAAAAAGGACGAACCAAACCGCUGUAUAUCUUAUUUUACUUUGCGAGAGGUAUCUCCUUGUGAAGAAUUGUGUAUAUCUUACGGUGAGCAUCUAUGGUUCGACGAUGGCUCAACUUCUGACCAUAAUCACCAUGAUCCUUCUGAAGAGGAAAGUAGUUUUCUUCAAAACCUGCUUCUGUAA